GACUUGCGGGACAUGGCGUACCGCGUCAUCGUCGACCACGCCCGCUGCCUGACGGUGGCCGUGGCGGACGGCGCGGAGCCCUCGAGCGAGGGCCGCGGCUACGUGCUGCGGCGGAUUCUGCGGCGGGCCGUGCGCUACGGCCGCCAGAUGCUCUCCGCGCCGCCGGGCUUCUUCUCCAAGUUGGUGCCCGCCGUCGUCGCGACCCUGGGCCCCGGCUUCCCCGAGCUCGCGGAGGCCGCGGACAGGGUGCAGGAGAUCCUCCGCGCGGAGGAGGAGGCGUUCGACCAGACGAUCGAGCGCGGCAUGCAGUUCUUCGGGGAGAUCCGUGCCGGCAUGGAGAGCAGCGGCAGCAAGGUGGUGGAUGGGCAGCAGGCGUUCCUGCUGUACGACUCCCACGGCUUCCCGCUGGACCUCACCCAGCAGAUGGCCGAGGAGGCCGGGCUGACCGUCGACGUGGCGGCCUUCGAGAGGGCGAUGGAGGACCAGAAGGAGAG
Molecule: messenger RNA, 494 nt
Organism: Prorocentrum cordatum
Lineage: Eukaryota; Dinophyceae; Prorocentrales; Prorocentraceae
Source: the annotation of a GenBank genome assembly